Molecule: messenger RNA, 1110 nt
Organism: Morus notabilis
Lineage: Eukaryota; Viridiplantae; Streptophyta; Magnoliopsida; Rosales; Moraceae
Product: transcription factor TCP11
Exons: 1
Coding region: 160-957 (265 amino acids)
Cellular component (GO): nucleus
Molecular function (GO): sequence-specific DNA binding; DNA-binding transcription factor activity
Source: RefSeq, a predicted model, not a curated record
CGUAACAGCAAGAUAUUCGUUCAGAAUGUAAAUAGACCCACAGUCCGCCCAGCUGAGACCCACUUCGGACAAAAUACGCAGGGGGACCCACUUCGGACAAACUGCGCAGGUGGACCCACGUAUAAAGAGUCAGGCCCCAUUGCUCUCUCCGUUUAUAAAAUGGCCUCAGCUUUUGUGGGGUCACUAAAAUCCACAACGGCCACUCCUCUCUCUCUCUCUCUCCUCUCUCUCGGACUAAAAACCCUAACAAAUCGAAACCUCCGAUCACAGACCAGACCGGCUUAUUCGUCUGUCGAAACCCUAACUAAGCAUAUGGCCUCCGAGAUCGCUCUCCACCACAAGUUCUCCGCCUCUGCCUCCUCCUCCGACGGAAACUCCUCCGACGCCGUGGUGCCGUCCCACGCCGUCGCCAUUACCGAGGCGAGGACGACGCAGCAGCAGCAACAGGAGCAGCUCGCUGUCGCCGACCCUCGGAAGGUAUCGUCGUCAGCAAGGGACCGCCACACGAAGGUCAACGGCCGGGGGCGGCGCGUGAGGAUGCCGGCGAUGUGCGCCGCCCGGAUCUUCCAGCUCACGCGCGAGCUCGGCCACCGCUCCGACGGCGAGACGAUCGAGUGGCUUCUCCGCCACGCCGAGGCUUCCAUCGUCGCCGCCACCGGGUCCGGCACUCUCCCCGCAGGUCCGGUCUCCACGUCCUCCGCAGCCGUCACCGCCUCGUCUUCGCCGUCGAUCUCCUGCCGCGCUCAGCCGGUCUCCGCCGUGGCCGGUGGCCAGGGUUUGUUCGCGGCUAUGACAGCGGCUCCAGCUCAGCCGCCGCCGCCGAACUGUCGGCUUGAUCUUUGCCAGCCGGUGACGCUGGAGUACCACCGGAACAUGUCGUUCACGACGUUGCUGUUGCAGUCCUCGACAACGGAGGCGGAGCAGAGGCAGCAGGAGGAAGCUCUCAGAGAACAUUAAAAGAAGGAGAAGAAGAAAUCCGUAGGUUUAAUAAAUUAACACAGGAAAAUGAAAAUGAAUGUUUAGUUUAGAGUUUAGAUUAGAUUUGGUAUGUUUUAUUGUUAGUUUUGUUGUGAAAAUUAAGAAAAUGUAAAAUUAAGAGGAAAAUUUUAG